Scedosporium apiospermum is the source of this 1149-nucleotide messenger RNA. Its product is annotated as putative 26S proteasome regulatory subunit rpn9. The transcript has 3 exons. Gene Ontology annotation, biological process: ubiquitin-dependent protein catabolic process. Bases 1 to 1149 code for a protein of 382 amino acids. The record is from RefSeq and is a predicted model, not a curated record. Gene Ontology annotation, cellular component: proteasome regulatory particle, lid subcomplex; nucleus; cytosol. Lineage: Eukaryota; Fungi; Ascomycota; Sordariomycetes; Microascales; Microascaceae. Gene Ontology annotation, molecular function: structural molecule activity.
AUGAGUUACGAUACAAUCCCAGAUUUCUUGGCGGAACAGAGAGAUGCAGCCCCAGAGGAGCUCCAGGGACUUAUUCUAGAAUUUGAGAAUUUCUGGGAGCGCAAACUCUGGCAUCAACUGACUGAGGCGCUUCUGCAAUUCUUCCGAGACCCGCGCAGCGAGCCACAGCGCUUACCUUUCUAUAAAGCCUUCAUAUCCAAAUUUGCCGAUAAGAUUAACCAGCUGAAGCUUGUAGAGCUUGCCUUGGCAGCUUCGACACAAUGCCCAGAUGAUCACGAAAAACUUCAUUUCCUGGAAGCACUGGCGAAGAAAGUCGAUAACGAGAACACGCAAGACGCCCUUGUCUAUGCCUCUGUCGCCGUCGCGAGAGUCAAGCUGGAGUUACAUGACCGCGAUGGUGCUCGCAGGGACUUGUCGAACUGUGAAAGGAUUCUAGACAGCUUUUCUUCGGUCGAGACCGUCGUUCAUGCUGCUUUCUAUGACGCGAACGCAACAUAUUACCAGAUGAUCACCGACUUCGCCGCAUACUAUCGCAAUGCCCUUUUGUAUCUCGCCUGCAUUGACGUGAAUUCUCUUUCCCCUGAAGAGAAGGAGAGUCGAGCCUACCACCUCAGCGUUGCAGCGCUUGUAUCGGCUAGCAUCUACAACUUCGGCGAGCUUCUUCUCCAUCCAAUCCUCGAUGCCCUUGUCUCCUCUAAGGAAUACCCGUGGCUUCGAGAGCUACUCUUCGCGUUCAAUCGGGGCGAUCUCGAUGCUUUUGACCGCCUAGCAAACCACAUCACAUCUAACGAGCUCCUGCGCGAGCACUCCGCCGAACUUCGCCAGAAAAUAUACCUCGCAGCUCUCACUGAAGCUAUCUUCCAACGACCGCCGCACGAGAGAUCUAUCUCGUUCAGCGACGUGGCCGAGUCGACCAAGGUCCGCCCGAAUGAGAUCGAACAUUUAAUUAUGAAGGCCUUCAGUCUAGGGCUACUUAGAGGCACCAUUGACCAGGUCGAUCAAAUCGCCCAUAUCACUUGGGUACAACCCAAGGUCCUCGACAUAAAGCAGAUUGACAACAUGCGCCAAAGGCUGUUGGAGUGGGACUCCAGUGUAAAUGACUUAGGUCAUUAUAUUGAAAACGCCGGAAAGGACGUCUGGGCCGUUUGA